Messenger RNA from Colossoma macropomum (tambaqui), 1578 nucleotides. RefSeq names its product 5-hydroxytryptamine (serotonin) receptor 1A a (gene htr1aa). Gene Ontology annotation, cellular component: membrane. The record is from RefSeq and is a predicted model, not a curated record. The coding region runs from base 1 to 1578 and encodes 525 amino acids. Lineage: Eukaryota; Metazoa; Chordata; Actinopteri; Characiformes; Serrasalmidae. The transcript has a single exon. Gene Ontology annotation, biological process: adenylate cyclase-activating adrenergic receptor signaling pathway. Gene Ontology annotation, molecular function: G protein-coupled receptor activity.
AUGGAGACCAACAGCACGGAUUUGGCGGCGCGCAACUGGUCUGCUUCCAGGUCCGGUUCCGGCUUCGGUUCCGGCGAGGUUCUGACGUCUCUCCUCCUCGGCGCGCUGAUCCUUAUGUCCAUCGUCGGUAACGCGUGCGUGAUCGCGGCCAUCGCUCUCGAGCGCUCCCUGCAGACCAUCAACAACUAUCUGAUCGGCUCUCUGGCCGUGGCGGACCUGCUGGUGUCGGUUCUGGUGCUGCCCAUGGCGGCGCUGUACCAGGUUCUGCAGCGCUGGACUCUGGGCCAAGCGGCCUGCGACCUGUUCAUCGCUCUGGACGUGCUGUGCUGCACCUCGUCCAUCCUGCACCUGUGCGCCAUCGCCCUGGACCGCUACUGGGCCAUCACCGACCCGGUGGGCUACAUGACCCGCAGGACGCUGUGCCGCGCCGCCAUGCUGAUCAGCCUGACCUGGCUGAUCGGGUUCUCCAUCUCCAUCCCACCAGUGCUGGGCUGGAGGACGCCAGAGGACCGCGCCAACCCACUGGAGUGCACCAUCAGCCAGGACCCAGCCUACACCAUCUUCUCCACCUUCGGGGCGUUCUACAUCCCGCUGGCGCUCAUGCUGGUCCUGUACGGCCGGAUAUUCCGGGCGGCCCGGUUCCGCAUUCGCCGGAGUGCCAGGAAGUCCACCGACAGGAUGAAGAUGAAGAAGCAGAAGGAGAAGUCUAGCGCCACCAUGCUGCCAGUGAAUGGAGUCACAUGCACCAACGGGACCGGGACAAGCACUAAAAAGGGCACCAGGAUGGGCACCAGGUUGAGGCUAAAGAUGAAGAGGGACGAGAAGGAGGGGUCUCGUACACAUUUGUGUGUCGCUGUGUCGCCGGUGAACACAGUGGCAUGCACCUCAGAGGCGGGCACCAGGGUGGGCACUCCAGAGGGCACUAGAGAGAGCACUCCAGGGGACACCAGGAUGGGUAGUCCAGAGGUCACCAGGAUGAGCACACCAGAUGGAUCCAGCUCUGGCACUCCAGAGGGCACCAGGAUGGGCACUCCAGAGGGCACCAGAAUGGGCACUUCAGAGGGCACCAGUGUGGGCACUCCAGAGGGCAUUGAGACUGACUCAGAGCCAAAGAUGAAGACCGAGGAUUCUCGUACACAGCUGUGCUUCACUGUGUCUCCGGUGAACGGACCCUCAUGUGCCAACGGAUCUGGGACGGGCACCAAACUCUUACCUGGCUCUGGAGGGCGUGGAGCAUCCAAGCUGCACCUGGCGCUGCCCAACCAGCCUCAGGCUGAGGGUGGAGGUGGAGGUUGUGGAGAUGCCAGGCGGAGGGCGCUGGCUCGGGAGAGGCGGACGGUGAAGACGCUGGGCAUCAUCAUGGGCACCUUCAUCCUGUGCUGGCUGCCCUUCUUCAUCGUGGCGCUGGUGCUGCCCUUCUGCGGCUCCAGCUGCUCCAUGCCCGCCUGGCUGGGCGCCGUCAUUAACUGGCUGGGUUACGCCAACUCCCUCCUCAACCCCAUCAUUUACGCCUACUUCAACAGAGACUUCCAGAAUGCCUUCAGGAAAAUGCUCAGGUGCAGGUUCAGCAGACAGUGA